Messenger RNA from Acinonyx jubatus (cheetah), 5024 nucleotides. RefSeq names its product OTU deubiquitinase 6A (gene OTUD6A). The coding region runs from base 2641 to 3516 and encodes 291 amino acids. Lineage: Eukaryota; Metazoa; Chordata; Mammalia; Carnivora; Felidae. Gene Ontology annotation, molecular function: cysteine-type deubiquitinase activity. Gene Ontology annotation, biological process: protein K27-linked deubiquitination; protein K29-linked deubiquitination; protein K33-linked deubiquitination. The transcript has a single exon. The record is from RefSeq and is a predicted model, not a curated record.
CAAGUGUUAGGUGUUGGGAAAACUGGAUGGCGACAUGCAAAAGAAUGAAACUGGACCACUUUCCUAUACCAUACACAAAAAUAAAUUCAAAAUGGCUCAAAGACCUAAAUGUGAGACAGGAAACCAUCAAAAUCCUAGAGGAUUUUGCAACCUCUUUCACCUCUGUCAGAACACCUUCUUACUGGACACAUCGCUGAAGGCAAGGGAAACAAAAGCAUGGAUGAACUAUUGGGACUUUAUCCAGAUAAAAAGCUUCUACACAGUGAAGGAAACAAUCAACAAAACUAAAAGGCAGCCCAUGGAAUGGGAGAAGAUAUUUGCAAAUGACUUAUCUGAUAAAGGUUUAGUAUCCAAAAUCUAUAAAGAAUUUCUCAAACUUAACACCGAAAAAGAAAUAAUCCAGUUAAGAAAUGAGCAGAAGACAUAUAUAAACACUUUUCCAGAUGGCUAACAGACACAUGAAAAGAUGCUCUAUAUCACUCAUCAUCAGGGAAAUAUAAAUCAAAACCACGAUGAGAUACCACCUCACACCUGUCAGAAUGUCUAAAAUUAACAAUACAAGAAACAACAAGUGUUGGCGAGGAUGUGGAGAAAGGGGAACACUCUUACACUGUUGGUGGGAAUUCAAACUGGUGCAGCCACUCUGGAGAACAGUAUGGAGGUUCCUCAAGAAACUAAAAAUAGAACUACCCCAUGAUCCACCAAUUGUACUAUUAUGUAUUUACACAGAGGAUACAAAAAUAUGGAUUCAAAGGAGUACAUUCACCCCAAUGUUUAUAGCAGCAUUAUCAACAAUAGCCAAAGUAUGGAGAGACCCCAAAUGUCUAUCAACUAAUGAAUGGAUAAAGAAGUUGUGGUACACAUAUACAAUGGAAUAUUAUUCAGCUAUCAAAAGGAAUGAAAUCUUGCUAUUUGCAAAGACAUGGAUGGAGCUAGCAGGUAUUAUGCUAAGCAAAAUAAGUCAGGCAGAGAAAGAAAAAUAUCAUAUGAAUUCACUCAUAUGUGGAAUUUAAGAAACAAAACUGAUGAACAUAUGGGAAGGCAGAUGAAAGAGGAGAAAGGGAAAUAAACCACAAAAGACUCUUAACAAUAGAGAACACAUUGAGGGUUGAUGGAGGGAGGUUGCGGUGAUAGGCUAGAUGGGUGAUGGGUAUUAAGCAGGGCAUGAGUUGUGAUGAGCACUGGGUGUUAUAUAUAAGUGAUGAAUCACUGAAUUUUACUCCUGAAACCAAUAUUGCACUGUAUGUUGGCUAACUAAAAUUUAAGUUAAAAAAUAAAAUAAAGCAAAAACUUAGGGGCGCCUGGGUGGCUCAGCUGGUUAAUCGUCUGACUUCGGCUCAGGUCAUGAUCCUACAUUUCCUGAGUUGAGUCCCACUUCGAGUGAGCAUGAGCCCCACUUCGGGUGAGCCCUGCUUCUCUCUCUCUCUCUCUCUCUCUCUCUCUCUCUCACCCUGUCUCUCUGCUCCUUGCUUACUUGUGGCCUCUCUCUCAAAAAAAAACAUUAAAAGGUGUGAAAUUUAAUAUACACAACAACUUGGACAAAUACUUGCCUCAUUUGUAAAAAGGUAUGGAGGGGGUGGGUCUCAAGGGUCUUCCUGGUUCAGAAUUCAAGAUACAGGUGACCAGAUUGGGGCAGGAUGAGAGCAUAUUUGGAAUAGCUUAGGGUUUAUAUUUAUUUUAUAUUUUAUUUUAUGUUUUAGAACUUUUAGAGAUUCAAAAUCAUCAGGAGUGCCUCAAUGAAUGCCAGCUGUUAUGUUUCAUAGGGGCGCCUGGGUGGCUCAGUCAGUUAAGGGUGGGACUCUUGAUUUCCACCCAGGUCAUGAUCUCAGGGUUGGUGAUUUUUGAGCCCCACAUGGGGUUCCGUGCUGAUGGUGCAGAGCCUACUUGUGAUUCUCUCUCUCUCUCUCUCUCUCUCUCUCUCUGCCCCUUCAGCCCUCUCUCUUUCUCUCUCAAAAUAAAUAAACAUUGGGAAAAACAAGAAUUGUGGCUGUUGCCUUCCUACACUGAGAUGGGACAGUGUCAAUUACUGUGAGACCUAACAUGAGAGGAGUCUGUGUUCCCAGGAACUUAAGGAAAUGUAAAGGUUCACCAUUCAAGGGACCUGAAAAAACGAGAAGGCAGCAUUGCCAUCUGAACAGUAAGAGUGAUGGGAAGUCCAUCGUCAGAGCACAUUUGUCCGGUGGGAUAGUAUUUGUCACAUGAUUCAAGCCUGACCAGUGUCUGAACUGUGUUCAGGUUUGGAAAUGAAGUAGGGAGUGAGAGUCCGUUAACAAUUCUACAAGACUAAUUGCUGCACGUAGUAUUCAAAAGCAAGAUUUUAGGCAUGGGAUUUGGGGCCAUGCUAAAAGCAGAAAAAAACGGUUGCUACGGGGUCUAACGGGGGCGUAUUUAGGGGCUCUCAACAGCCAAUCCUAGUGCCAAACGUUCUCAAGGGGGCGUGGCCGUGGGGAGACAGUAGCCAAUGACAGGGCCGUGAAUAGGGUGGGGCAACCAGCCGGUGAAGAGAGCCAAGUGCAGCAAUUGGGCGAGGCUGAGGACGUAAGGACCCAUAGCGUGCUCCGUCUCUUGAGCUGUUAGUUUUAAGUGUAACUGGUACUUCAGCUACCACCAAACUUCGAGUCUCAGCUGCCGUUAAACAUCAUGGAAGAUUCUCAGAGAGACCAAGAGCGGAUGAUACGACGCCACCUUCGCGAGAAGGAAGAGCUUCAGGCCCGCAUCCAGGGCAUGAAGAACUCGGUCCCCAAGAGCGACAAGAAGAGAAGAAAGCAGUUGCUCCUAGACGUGGCCCGCCUCGAGGCUGAGAUGGAGCAGAAGCACCGGCAGGAAAUGGAGAGGUUCCAAGAGAGUUGCCCUGAUAACGGCAACCUCGAUUCCAUCACAGAAGAUCUUGCCAAGAUGGAUCUUGAGAACCGGCCUCCCAGCGUGUCGAGGGCACAGAAAAGGCGCGAAAGAAGGGCGGCCCUCCAGAGAGAGCGCCAGGGGAGCAUCGCCGAGGUGGAGAUGGAGCAUCUGGCCAGCUUCCGCCGUGAAGAGGAGGAGAAGCUCGCCGCCAUACUGGGACCCAGGAACCUGGAGAUGAAGGACAUCCCGGCCGACCGCCACUGCAUGUACCGCGCCAUCCAAGACCAGCUGGUGUUCUUCGUGACCGUGGAGAGCCUGCGGAACCGCACCGCCCUGUACAUGCGCAAGCACGUCGACGACUUUCUGCCCUUCUUCAGCGACCCCGAAACCGGCGACGCCUACAGCCGCGAUGACUUCUUGAGCUACUGCGACGACAUCGUGCGCAAGUCGUUGUGGGGAAGCCAGCUGGAGCUGAGGGCCCUCUCGCACGUCCUGCAGACCCCCAUCGAGGUGAUCCAGGCCGAAUCGCCCAUCAUCGUCAUUGGGAAGGAGUAUACCAAGAAGCCGCUCACCCUCGUCUACUUGCACUACACCUGCAACCUCGGGGAGCACUACAACUCGGUGAGGCCGCUGGAGGCCGGCGCCGUCGGGGGCGCGGCCCCGCGGCUCUUCUAGGCCCCCGCGCCAGCUGCCAUGGCCACUGGAGCCGGAGCCGAAGCCACCGCCGCACCUCCCCAGUAGGCUCCGUUUUUUUUUUUUUUGUUUUUGUUUUUGUUUUGUUUUGUUUUGUUUUGCCUUCGGUUUUCUCGGUUUUUUUCUUGGUUCGUUUCACUCGAAUGUCGAACCCCUCUCUCCCUCCCCUCCCCCACCCCCACGCCAGCGCUCUCCUACCUGGCAGUUCUUUCUUCUCUCACCCUUGUGUUGCUUUUGAGGGGUAGGGGGGCGGGGAGGCUCAGCACACGGGUAAUAUAAUAUCUGUAUUGUUCUACCCAAGGGGAGGGAGUAGGUUUGCUAAAGUUGAACCGCCUCUCGCCCUUAGGGGGCUUCGCCUCCCUUACCAGUGAGAAUUGUUCGCCUUGCACUUACCUUUGACAUAAAAAUAGAAAUUUGGUUUGAUGCCUUCUUAACUUGGGAAAAAGCAGUGGAGCUCAGGAUCUUCAGAUUGUCCCAUGAAUGUAUUAUAUUGGAUUACUUAGAUAAAGUUGGAGUUUCUGUGAUCGAAAUGCUUUGUGAAUGCCUUUUGCUUACUAGUUCUUUGGGAAAAAAUGUAUCCUGGUCUAUUUUGACGGUUACUUUUUAGAGCCCAGCUGGGCUCUUCUGGAGAUGUCUCAAGUUAUGGAUAAGAGCUCCUCUAGUAUUUUACUUUGUUUUUUUCCAUACAAACUUGUGUGGUUCCCAAUUAAUUUUAGUUAUUUAGGUAUUUGCUAAAUUCUACUUAAAGCGUUUGUUAAACUUAGAAAUUAAAUGUAAGUGCUAAACAUAGAAGUUAAAUAAUUAAAUUUACAAAAAUUGGCAGGUUAGAUAAGGUUUGCUCUAAGAUGCGAAAGAUAUCAAUUUAAUUUCCUUUAUUAAAGAUAGGAAGGGAUAUGACUUCAUUCAAGUAGUUGAUCCAUUUCAUUGUGUCUACACCAAGUAUGAAGCAAAAGGAGACAUACUGAUAAGUAGCUUAACUUACUACAAGGCUGAGAUCUGAACCAGUAAGUUUUCUUUAGUCUGUGACAUAAAAGGAUACAACUUUAUUUCAAAUAGUUGAUCCAGUUUGCUGUGUCUACAAGUGGUAUAAAGUUUGAAAGAUCUGAACUUAGCAUGUUUUCCUUAAUUCUUAGAGAUAGAAAACUUUUUUAGAAGAUUUUAAGAAGUAAAAAUAGUUGAUACAUUUUGUUACAUCUACAACUGGCAUGAGGCAAAAAAAGUGAGCAAGAUACUUUUGUUGGUAUCUUUUGUUGGUUGAGGCUCAUUGAUAUCUUGAAUUUGCCAAUAGAAUAGUAUAAGUGAAAUGAUUUGCAAUAAACAACUUACAAUGUUUUAAAUCUUUAGAUCCUGUAUUUCAGUGAGUUUACUUAAAUUCAUUGAAAAAAUUUAUUGUACACAGCAAAUGUUGUAAAACAAAAUAUAUAAAUUCAAAAGAAUUUUUUAAAUAUUAUGCAGCUUGUUUUAAAAAUAAAAGUUUUAAAAAUAUCUGG